AUGGUCUACGUCAAGCGGAACUUCCUGGUCUCUUCAGCCCGCUGUGAGCUGGUUCCUACUGGAUCCAACAAAGGAACCCAGAGCCAGACAAAUGGACAAGUGUCCGUCAUGCCCAGCACUGGGCAGGUGCACUUGGCAGCAGCCUUCUGCUCUGAGGAAUCAAAGUCAAGGAAUUUCAUUGUUACCGGCCUACAGGACAUAGAUAAGUGCAGGCAGCAGCUUCACGACAUUACUGUACCUUUAGAAGUUUUUGAAUACAUAGAUCAAGGUCGAAACCCCCAACUCUACACCAAAGAGUGCCUGGAGAGGGCUUUAGCCAAAAAUGAGCAAGUUAAAGGCAAGAUUGACACAAUGAAGAAAUUUAAAAGCCUGCUGAUUCAAGAACUUUCUAAAGUGUUUCCAGAAGAUAUGGCUAAGUACCGAAGCAUCCGGGGUGAGGAUCACCCGCCUUCCUAAGCCUGCAAAGACCCCAAGUCCUUGACGGAACAGGACCAAGCCAGCAGGAGGCCAUGAUUGUCCGCACUGACGGUGCCUUCCUGCCAGUGUGGACUGGCCCUGGACCUGUCCCUACCCCUGCUGUCCCUGUCGGUAGACCUCGUGGGAUUCUGGGGCUGGACGAGAAGUGGAGCGGAGCCCCUCUGUCUCUGUAGCCCUUGACUGGUGGUCCCACAUCCUCAGAGUGAUUCCUUUCAUUCUCUCAGUGGGCAAAGGGCCCAGGGUGAAUCCUGGAAAUGUUAAGUGUGAUCAGUAAAUUAAAAGUUCAAAAAAUUCUA
Messenger RNA from Ictidomys tridecemlineatus (thirteen-lined ground squirrel), 773 nucleotides. NCBI's taxonomy places the organism in Eukaryota, Metazoa, Chordata, Mammalia, Rodentia, Sciuridae. The record is from RefSeq and is a predicted model, not a curated record.